Planococcus citri (citrus mealybug) is the source of this 1586-nucleotide messenger RNA. RefSeq lists its product as uncharacterized. Lineage: Eukaryota; Metazoa; Arthropoda; Insecta; Hemiptera; Pseudococcidae. Gene Ontology annotation, molecular function: oxidoreductase activity, acting on a sulfur group of donors, disulfide as acceptor. The coding region runs from base 198 to 1487 and encodes 429 amino acids. The transcript is spliced from 8 exons. The record is from RefSeq and is a predicted model, not a curated record.
CACUCGAUACCGGUAAACUGAACGCAAAAGAACAAAAAUUAAUCGAAACGAAGGCCAUUUCAAUGACAAUGAAUGAAAUCGCGACAAAUACAAGUAGAACUAUUCAUCGUUUGUGUAUAAUACAAAAUGUACUCACAAUACUAAGUGGUCCAUUUCGUUAAUCAUUAGUCAAAUUUUUGUGAAUCGUGCAGACAAAAAUGGCCAAUCGAAAUUUCAGCUUAAUACACGUUUUGAUCAUUUUUAGCGUAUUUAUCAACAAUUUAAACGUCAGUAAUGGUGGGACAGAAACGACCAAUUUGUGUGUGGAACCACCGUCAAACAAUGUAACUCCUCUCGUACCAGUCAACCCCAGUACAAUAAAUCCUACCACAGAACCACCACCAUCACCACCCUACCACACUGUGCCAUUCAAUCCGUAUCCAAUUCCACCAAAUACCCCUACUCCAACCGCACCAUUUUACCAAAGUCCAAUUCCAGUACCCCCACCAUCAUCACCACCCAACUUGAAUCCCAUAAAUCCUCCAUAUGAAUGGAAUCCUCCUCCGGCGUGUCAAAAAGGAAGCCCUAUUAACGUGAAGUACCAAACCGAAUCACCUACAGGAGAAUUGGGUAUUAAAUUUUCUUAUGAUACAUCAAUUGACGAGGAAGGCAAAAUGAACGUCAUGAUUGCAUACGAGACCGAAAGUGCAACCGUAGCGAAAUUCUUCACAGAGCAAUUCACACCACAAUUAUUCCAAGAAUUCACUCAGUGCAACGUCAUCAAGUGGGAUAUUAGGCCAUGCUCUAAAUCAAAGUUGAUGCAAGGAGAACUAUAUUGCCCUCAAGGUGAAAAACAAUGCGAAUUUGAUAAAAUUCACGCCUGCGCGUCAACUUUAUACAGCGUAGAACCGCAAAAAAUGGGCUUAUUUGUGAUUUGUUUCUUCAGUCAACAGAAUGACGCUCAAACGUGUGCCAGCAAAUACGGUAUGGUAUACGAUGAUAUUUGGACUUGUGCGAGUGGAGUUCAAGGGGCCCAGGACUGUGACGCGUGUUAUCGACAUAUCCACGACAAAAAGAAACGCAAACUUUACACACCACCUCCACCAUAUACCGGAGAACCACCUGUGGAUCCCAUAGGAGGCUGCAUACAACCACCCAUUGGCGGUGGUGUAGAUCCCAUAGGAGGAGGUGGUGUCGUGAACCCAGGUAUCUCAUACCCAGAAAAUAAUACAAAUGGAUCUCCAGGAGGCGUCCCAACUAAUCAAGCAACCACAGUGAAUCAGACACCGCCAACAAACCUAGCACCAUCAACACAUCAGGCAACUUACGACGUUGUACCAACUUCAUCACUUCAGAAUCCAGGUCCAUUUUAUGGUGGAUUUAAAGACGGUGACUUGAAUGUCCCGCCAGAGAAGGAUCCGAAUCUAGAUGCCAUAACUGAUUUUAAGGACGCUGUAUGCGCUAAGUUGAAGGAGGGCCAACUCGAAUGUAACUUCUGCUCCUGUUGAAUGAUAAUGAAGAAUGAGAAUUGACUUUGUUGCAGCAGUUAAAUGAUUAAUUUGUUUCCAAUUUUCUUUUCGUUAUUGCGUUAGAAUUAAAUAAAUGGU